CUUUUUCGGAUGAUGGAACAUACGAACUUCAAGGAAAAACUAGAUUCAUAUCACAUUGAUCUGACCUUAAAUUAGGGCGGUUUUUAUUGGAUGAGGCAACGGCUAAGUUACUAUAGUUAUUGCACAGCUGCGGAACGAAAAACAAAUUGCAGGAGUACCUCAAUGAAGAUGAACUAUUCAGGACUGUAUUACAAACCAAGUGACGAGAGGAUUUGUGAGUGCGUUCUCAAAGGCUGAAGAAGAGGACUGUUUCUUUUCUGAAUUUGUACCUCAGUUGCAGGUUUUGCGAUAAUGAGAUGGCCUUUCAGAUGAUUCCUCCCAGGGUGUCCUCUUCUCCACCCCCUUUGGACUCUCUUCCGAGUGUUACCUGCCCAGGGGAUGAUGAUGAAGAUGAAGAAUUUGGGACUUUUGCUACACAUAGUACCUUUGAUAUUACAGGUUUGUCUGACAAGCUUCCGCCCACACCAGAACAUAAUCCCACUGCGUGUGUAGGAGAUAAGAAUGUACCUUUAUCUGUAAGAGACUCCAGUGGUACUAAAGGUACUUUGACUACAGGAGGGUUGCCCCACCUUCCCAAUAGUGGAAAAUCUGUGACCUUGUAUGCCAAGGAUAUCAAUGGGGAUGUGUCUGGUUCCUUGGAAAUUGAUGAUGAUGGUGAUGAAUUUGGUGAUUUCUCAUUUUUUACCUCCAGUGCAACUUCUGGUGACACAGUAAGUGCUGAUGGCAAAGCAAGAGAGGAAGGGAAAACCAGUGACAUAGACUCUAGUCAAAAAUUUAAUUUAGAGCCAAAAGUGGAUAGUUCACCUAACCAUAGUGAUUGUAGUUUUUCAAUGAUAGCAACCCCACCACCCCUAGAUCAUGUUGUUGACAACAUUGUUGUCGAUGAUGAGUUCUCCAGGAUAUCACCCAAUCCUCCUCCUGUGGAUGAUAAUGAUGAAGAUUUUGGAGAUUUUACUACAUGUACAUUUGACAAUUCCAAAGAUAGUUCAUAUCCUGUAGUAGAUACUGCUAAAGAAUGUACAACACUUCCUAAAAACAAUUUAGAAGAUGAUAGACCUCACAUUCCGGAUGAAAGUGAUCAUAAUCCAGAUGUAACAUGUGAUGAAGGGCUUCCAUGCUCUGAGAGCCCAGUGAUAGUUCAUGAAACUCCCUCAGGGAAAGUUUGUGAAUCACUUACUACUCAAGGUAAAAGUGAUCCUCAUGAUUCCAGUGAAGUGAAAAGUGUACUAGAUAGUUAUAGUGAAAUAAUUGACAGAACUACAAGUUUUGAGGGUUGUAAUAAUGCUAGUAGUGACACUAAGGAGUGUAAUUUGAAUAAAGCUGAUGUAACUUCUGUAUAUAAUGAAGGUAGUUAUAGUGAUUUGGAAAAAGAUGAUUCUCUCCAUAAUCUUGCUUCCUCGGGGCCACUUACAGAUAGGGGUACAUCUUCAGAAUGCAGUCUUCCUGGGGUAGUAGAAGAAGAAUGUAAUCAAGGGUCGUUGGGACGUAGUAAUCGUGAAUCUUGUUUAGCACAAAAUCUAAGCAUUGUAGAUAAUAGCGAUAAUUACUCACUUGAACCUGAGUCUGAGAAUAUUUCAAAAACUAAGCUAAAUGAAGUAAGUGCCUGUCCCAGUAGCAAGAAGGACAAUGUUAGAACAGAAUUCAGUGAAAGUGAUGAUGUAAAGAAAGAUGAAGAUAGUGGAAAAGCUUCCCUUACUUUAAAGGAUACUAACGGUGAUGAAUUCGAGUGUGAUUGGGAAUUUAGAGAUUUUGAUAAGGCUAAAAAUGAUGAUGCUGCUGGUGAUGAUGACGAUGAUGACUUGGACUUUGGUGAUCUUCGGGAAAAGGUGAGGAGUGGUAAGUUUGGAUUGAACGAGUCUGUAGAUGCAGACGAUGACUUUGGGGAUUUCUAUGAUGGAACACAUACAACCACACAAGUACUUAAUGAAGAUGAUGAUCAAGAGUUUGGAGAAUUUGGUACACCUGUGGUAGAAGAUGAAAAUACAGACGAGUUUGGGGAUUUUGCACAGGUUGAACCUGGAAACAGUUUUGGGAAAUUUGCAUCUUCAGAGGGUCAGGUAUUUGAGAAGGGAGUGACAAAUGAAAAUGCUCUUCAAGAUGAUGAAGAUGAGUUUGGUGAUUUUACUAGUCAGCAGAAUGUGGAAAACCAAUCAGAUUUCAGAGUGCCAUGGCAUGAACAUGCGACUUCUACAUCAGCUAAGGAUAAUCCAGUUUUAAGAAAGCUUGAGAGUUUAAUGUUGAAAUGGAUUCCAAGAGAACCUCUGACAAGCACUUCUGAAACCCAGGAGAACCGAAUUGUGCCCACACUUUUCCAGUCAGUUGAAGAUGAUGCCUUUGUGUGGCGUCAACUUGAAAACUUGGAGGCAAGCGCAGCGCUCACCUUGUCAUGGGGUAAUACUCAGGCACAGACACUCUACCUCUCAUCCGUCAAUGUCGAUGCUCGCAACAUUGUGAGUAAAACUGCAAUGAUAACGCUCUUUGGACAGAAAUGGAGUUCUUCAGUCCCACUGUUUGCACAAACUCUGAGCUUUUCACCGCUCACUCCGGCUAAGCCGACAGAAAAUGGCUGCACACUGGAUGGUGGGAAUAGAGGCUCAGUAUCUCCUCCAAUAUUGUCCUCUGGCAUUACCCCCAAGUUCAGUGCAGGCUUUCGCAAAGACGAAAAUCAAGUUGAAAUUACAUCAGAUAAUGAAAACGCCCCGGAGGAACAGAUCCCUCCAGCGAAGUUUGACUGGACAUCAAGUGGCUUAACCAAUCCUCUAGAAGGACCAGGUCUUGAAAGAGAGUUCCUGAGUGAGGGAGAGGAGAAGGGUACCAUUGGCCGCAUCAAGGGUCCCCCAGCACCCUCACCAUUAGUUCAGCAGAUCCUUGGCAGUGGAAUGAACAGCACCCAGUCAGCAGCAACACCUCUGCAAUCACUUAGUUCUGAAAUAAGGGAACUUGUGGAAAACCUUCCAAACAUUGGGUUCAUGCGAAGCAGAGUUCUGAUGUUCCCUAUACGAGGAGAAGAUUGAGGAUUAAGAAUACUUUAUUAGUAGCAAUUAAGAGAGAUCUUAAUUUUUGUUAGUGAAGAAUGCAUUGUGGAAAAUUUUAUUUUAUAUUGCAUAAUUAUUGAAAAAAGAUAGUUACUUUCAGAUAAAAGUGAUAGUAUGAUUUUUCCACCAAAAAUAUAGGUAAAGAAAUCAAUCAGCAGUAUCGAAACAUCAUCACUACAGCUGACUGAACAAAUUCAUUUUAGGUAUUGUGGGAGUGGCAUUUGGCUUGCUGUGUAAUAGUGUGAAAAUAAUUGCUAUUGUUCAAGUUCUGCAGUAUGUAUUACUGCUGUCAAAUGAUGUGAAAGUUUAUGGAAAUUUAGGCUAACCCUUGAUCUGCCAAGUUCUGAGUUUUAAAUAUUAUAGUUGGAAAUGAUGAUUAUGUAAAUUUUAUCAACAAAUUUUACCUUGUGAAGAAAGUACCUUACAAGAUGUGAAAAACUAAAACAUUUGCAUUGCAAUGCAACAUCACUCAAGAAGGAAUGGCUGUCAUUAAUGCCAGAAUUGUUGAAAAGUUUAUUUUCAGGGACUCAAGCCACAGUAAGUAGCUGUGUCCAUGUCAUUUUUCAGUAUAUUAUACAGCAUUGUAUGCAGAUUGUUUAUUUGGAGUUGGAUAUGAUACACUAUUCAACUCACUUAUGGUUUUUAUUGAAAUUCUGUGUGAUAUAAUAAUAACCCUGAAAAUGCCAUUAUCUAUUAUUUCCAUUAUAUGCAUAAUUUUUUUAUAUAGGAACUUUUUUGUUUUUAGAAAAAUUUGAGAGCUAUGCCACCACACAGGUGGGUAUAUUCAGGUUUUUUGGAAGGUUAUCCUCAAACUCAUCACAAAUGAUCCAGUUAAGAGUGAUUUAAUCUAUAAACAAUUACAUUACACCAGUUAGAUGACCUUUGUCAGCAUGAUUUUUGUAUGUGAUUUUAUGUAGAAAUUUUUGAUGACAAAAAAUGAACUGUGCAUAUAGCAGCAUUAUUGAAAGUCCAGUUAUGUAAGGGGAAACUCAGCUGUGCUGAAUACCCAUGUAAAAUGCUGAUAGUAGUGGUGAAGUAUGUAAAUGUAAAUAUUUCACAUACCAGUAAAUGUCUGAAGUUCUCUGGUUUCUCUUGCACAGCCAAAUUUGUGUUGCUCCUUAAUUUUAUUGAAACACCUGAGAAAGGACAGAUGCACUUUAGUUACAUAACUGAGAAAAGGAGCAGGAGCUUCAAGAAGGAUAACAUUUUCAGUUGGGAAGCCGUAAUAAUUUUUAAAAGUGGCGUGAAAGUAAAUUUACUAUAAAUUCAAUUUAUCUUGAAGGUAUGCAAAGGUUUAGGUACUAUUAGACACAUCACGGCUCUUUUGGGACAGUUUUAAGUUCUGUUUUUGUAGUUUUUUUUUUUAAAUGGUCAUUUAAAAGGAAAAGUGGUUUGUUUUUUAAGGUUAUGGUGUUAAGCCUUUCCAUUCCAUCAAACUGGAGGUUAUUCAUGUUUUUUUUUAUUAUUGUCAUUUGUUCAUUACAUGCAAGUAAAAAUAGAUGGUCAUGGAUGCAAUUUUUCUUAUAAUGACAAAUAAUAUAGAUAGGUGUUAAUUGCAGUACCUUUGGAAUAUCUAUUUUUGAUAAAAUUAUGUAAGUCUUAUGGGAUUGACAUACAACUUUAGUUGGAAUUUCAAGUUUUUCAUAGGGGUAAAUUUUUGCAUAGGUUGGUAAUAAAUGAACUCUCUUUAUCUUUCAAACACUUUGCCAUAAAUAGAGACUUUAGUUCAUUCCAUUUUCUAGUCAUACAGAAAACUAACUUUCUAGCACACAUCAUCUUAACAAGUUUGGGUUAAUCAGUAGUGAUUGAAAUUAAACAUUUUGAGUUCUUAGGUUACUUAGUGCAAUACAUUCAGGAGUUUCCUUUGGACUUUGCAGAAAUAACAUCAAUCCCUACACAAGUUGAUGGUAUGCUAUGUAUUUAUUUAUUUAUUGUGAAAAGGUUUGAACAAUGGUGCAAGACAUCAUUUGCAUGGUUAUAUAACUGAAGAGUAUAUAUUGGGACAAAAAAUAUUAUGAAAACUUUAAGUGCUGAUGUUCAUUCAUACAGUAAGUUUGCUGAUUAGUAGUGCAAAAGAUAAAUUCACUUACAUUUUAAAGUUUUAUUCAUAUGACUUGAUGUGUUGGUUUUCAUUGGCAUUAUAUGUUGUUUUGGAUCCUUCAGCUACAUUCUUUGCUUUGUGAACAUUAAAUGGAAUGGGAUGCAGAUGGUGCAGGCAGUCAAUUUUGAAUAUGGUAAGAUUAAACCCCGAAUUUCAGUAUGGAUUUUUUCAAUGGGGCUUUUAUGUUGAAGUAUUUUUAUUGUGUAUUUAUUCAGGUCAAAUUUUUCAUGAUCACCUGACAAGUCCAUCACUAAAUAGCAGUGCAAUGCAAAGCAAAAAAAUUUUAUAUGAUUAUCCUGUUUUCAAUCAACAGAAUAUUAUAGUUUUAUAUGGUAGUGUGUCAUAGUUUAACCCACUGCUGUUCAUUUCAGACCAUUAAUUUUGGUCAUAUUUCUAUAACUUAACUGGAUUUAUUUAUUUUACAAACCAGAGAACUUAAUCUCGUGCUACAUAUCCUAACCCAAGAAAAAAAUCAAGCUGACAUCAUCCAAAAGUCAUAAUUUACUAAACACUAAUCUGUUUACACUACUAAUAAAAGCAGACAAAGUUAUAAUUGGAUUCCUCUCCUGUUAUAUAAGCAAUAUUUCGCAUUAAUUCCAGCAACAGUAUUGUUUUUGUACAUAAAGUAAGACUAUUCCUUUCUUAUGUAAUAUACAAGGAGAAAUUUUAAAAAUUCAAACAUCAAAGUAUACCAGGGUUUCCUGCUUACUAUUUCUGGGUGAAUUAUAAUGACAGAAGGAAUCUCAAUAUUAUUAAAUAAAAUUUUUCUUUUUUCUAAGGCUUCUAGCUUGCUGGUUUUGUUAAACUAAUUUUUUUAUUACUAGUAGCUAAAUAUAGUACAGGCAGUUCCUGGUUAUCGGUGGGGGUUCUUUUCCGACAGCAUGACGAUAAGUGAAUAUCGCCAAUAACCAUAAAUCAACAAUUUUCGGCAUCUUUAAUAAGUAUGUAUCAACACCAAUAAUUGGAAAUCGGUGCAAAUUGAUGCCGAAGACAAGCGCCAUAAAAACCAGAUUGCCGAUAACCGGCGACUGCCUGUAUUUCCAAUAAUGAAUGGUUAUACCUAGUUGUACAUUUUGCAGGAAGCCAGCUUGAAAACGUGGAAAUGUUAUAAAUUGAUACCAGCAUCCUAUAUUCUGUCAUUUUGCUAUAAAAAUCAUGGUGAAAGCUAUUACAGAGAAUGAAGACCUCAGUAGUCUACAAUAUUCAUUUCUAAACGAAUUUAUGAAGUGCACUCCCCUAACGUACAUACUAUUGGCAUUCAGUGUUUACUAUAUGUGCUCAUUUGAGCAAAGCAUAAAAGCAAUUUGUAACUUCAUUGAAGAAAGGGUAUCCUCCUUCAAGCAUUUUUUUCCCUUCAGGCUUUUAUUUGUGUGUAUUUGGUGGUCUAGUGAAGUUAUAUAAUUGCUGGCAUGAUAAAUGAGCCUAUUAUAAAACAGUAUUGAACAAUCUUGAAAAAUGAGCUUCAGUAAUUUGGUAAAUUCACAGUAUCAGUCAUCGUUGAGAAAUUUUUUUAAGUUUUAUGGAAAACUUGUAAUGAUUUUGCCUUCUAUCAUGUUGAUCCAAGUACAAAUUAUGUUGCAGGAAUAUACUUUUAAAAAGGUGGCAAUAGCAUAAGGCAUUGGCAGUAUAAGUACUUAACACUUGCGCUCAAAUGUUAAAAAUCCAGUUAUCUUGCUAAACUUGAAGUUACUUAUUUAUACUAUUGUUACCAGCUGUAACCAACCAUAUGUGGUUAAAAUGUAUAAACAUUGUAUGGUACUUUAAGCUUAAUUGUGCACUAGUGAUGGAUGGAUUUAUAAUACAUUAAUGGUUAUAGAUUAAACCAUUUGUUUGUGAAAAUCUUUCUACUGUACUCGAGUACCUUCCUAAUUAACUUGAAUGAAAGUUUCUGCUUGGCAAUCAGCAUUAUUUCAACCAUGCAAGGUGGAAGAUAAUUGUAUAUUGCAUUAGUGAUGAUAUAUAUUCAGCUUAUAUUUUGGGUAAUAUAUUUGUUUGAAUUAUUAUGGUAAGUGGCAUCUGUAACUAUAGAUACAAGUCGAAUAAUUUUUCUCAAAAUUCAUAAGCUAUAUGAAUUUGCUGCACUUUUCCCUUAUCUUUGAAUCACAUUUAAGACUAAAAAAGUGAAACUAUUUUUGGCACAAUUAUUUUUGUUCAGAUCACAGCAUUCAUGGUAUUACCUUAAGAAUAUAUAUAUAAUAUAUAUAUACACAUACAGUGAAGAAAGUCCCCUUAUGUAAAAUAUUGUAUACAAUAUCUAAUCAAACCACCUAUGCUGCUUAUGUAUGUAUUGUAUAUUAAUAUUUACAUUGAAGAAUGUACAGUAAUUUUUCUCAUUGCAAAAAAUGUAACUGUAAUCAGAUUACAGUGAAAGCCUUACGUAAAAAUAAAUUGAUCUUUAACAAUAGAAUAAGAAACCAGUGAAUUUGUAUGGAACUUAAUUUAUAAUUUUCUUGCGUUUAGAUUGCCACAAGAACUGUAUAACCAAAGACUUUGUGAUUUUAAUAAUUUACAAUAGGAUGAAACAAUAAAAAAUAAAGGUUGAAUAACUUUAACCACACAUUCCACAUCAUCCUUCACAGUUACCUAUGUGCUAUAUAUAAAUAAAUCUAUGAAGUAUG
Messenger RNA from Macrobrachium nipponense, 7754 nucleotides. RefSeq names its product aftiphilin-like (gene Afti). Gene Ontology annotation, cellular component: AP-1 adaptor complex; trans-Golgi network membrane. The record is from RefSeq and is a predicted model, not a curated record. Bases 297 to 3014 code for a protein of 905 amino acids. Lineage: Eukaryota; Metazoa; Arthropoda; Malacostraca; Decapoda; Palaemonidae. Gene Ontology annotation, biological process: intracellular transport. Gene Ontology annotation, molecular function: clathrin binding. The transcript has 7 exons.